AUGGAGAUCUAUAGAAAGCGAAAAACUACGCGUAAAACGGGAAAAAGAAGAAGACAUAAAAAGAAGAAAAGAAGAAAGAGAAAAAAGAAUUUAGAUGCACAAACUAAGCAGACAAAACAAAAAGUACCAGUAGCUAAGUUGAAGAUUAAGAAGGAACACGAAAGAGUAAAUGCAGAUGUGAAGAAAAUUGUGCCACCAGAAAAGUUGGAUACCGCAGAUAUCUCGUUGGUACCACCUGCAAAUGUCGACUAUACACCGAUUGAAAAACAAGAGGAUAAGGAAAAUUGCAUCGACUAUGCGAGUCUAAUUCCUAAAAAUAAGGAUAUUAAACAAAACAAGUUUUUGACUGAAUUUGAUACCUAUGACGUUUAA
This is a messenger RNA of Parnassius apollo (apollo), 372 nucleotides long. Lineage: Eukaryota; Metazoa; Arthropoda; Insecta; Lepidoptera; Papilionidae. The record is from the annotation of a GenBank genome assembly.